This is a messenger RNA of Fusarium falciforme, 864 nucleotides long. Its product is annotated as Flavin-Reduct domain-containing protein. The transcript has a single exon. Lineage: Eukaryota; Fungi; Ascomycota; Sordariomycetes; Hypocreales; Nectriaceae. The record is from RefSeq and is a predicted model, not a curated record. The coding region runs from base 1 to 864 and encodes 287 amino acids. Gene Ontology annotation, molecular function: FMN binding.
AUGGCGGACCAGGUCAAGCGCAAUCCUCACCCGGAUUUCAAGGGCGUCGAGGCUUCUCGUCCAGAUUGGAAUAACGAGUCAAAGUUUCGUUACACAAAGACUGUCAACCCGGAUUGGAAGUUUGGCGAUGGCGCAAACAAGCUUCAUGAGGGCGACGCGGGGAAGAAGCACGUCGCAAUAGAUCCCCAUGAAGAGGGACGCAACCCUGGCUUCAACUACAAGUUUCUCAUCUCUGCCAUUACUCCACGACCUAUUGCGUUUGUGAGCACGCGCUCUGCCGACGGGUCUUCGACCAACCUGGCGCCCUUUAGCUACUUCAAUAUGGUCAACCACGAUCCCCCGCUGUUCGUCGUGGGCAUCGCUUCCGGCCUGGGAAACGCCAAGGAUACGCUGCGCAACGUGUCCGAGUCGGGCGAGUGUGUCAUCAACAUCAUCUCGGAGCCCUUUGUCGAGGCUGCCAACUCGGCCAGCGCAAACGCCCCCUAUGGCGUAUCUGAGUGGGACAUUUCUGGCCUCACCCCUGUGUACGAUUGCGAGACGGUCAAGUGCGCUCGUGUUGGCGAGGCUGUCGUCAGUAUCGAGGCCAAGCUUGACACUCUCAAGGAAUAUGACAGCCGCGCCCGUCCGGGCAACAAGUCUGGUACCAUCGCCAUCUUUGAAGGAACGAGGUUCUGGGUUAGGGAGGAUGCCAUUAACGAGGAGAGGAACCUCGUCGAUCCCCAGGUGCUGAGGCCGAUCAGCCGUCUGGGAGGCAUCACGUAUGGAAGGACCACCGAGGUCAUGGAGAUUCCUAGAGUCGACUUCGAGAAGGAUGUCGGUGGGUUAGAGGGUGCUGAGAAGCUCAAGAAGCAAAAUUCGCAAUAG